This is a messenger RNA of Physella acuta, 2883 nucleotides long. RefSeq names its product toll-like receptor 4. Gene Ontology annotation, molecular function: protein binding; signaling receptor activity. Lineage: Eukaryota; Metazoa; Mollusca; Gastropoda; Physidae. Gene Ontology annotation, biological process: signal transduction. Gene Ontology annotation, cellular component: plasma membrane. The record is from RefSeq and is a predicted model, not a curated record.
AAGUGUUCAACAACAAUAUAUGCCAUAGUCAUGUCUAUGUGCUCCUGGAAGGCUAGGUUUUGGAUUCUGGGCAUUCUACCAGUCUUUGCAUUGAUGACUGAUGUGAACAGUGUCCAUUCGUACAAGGUCAAGGCUGGGAGCCAGCCGCUUAUACACGCCAGAGAAAAUGUAGACCACAUUAAAGCUGCUAGUAAGACAGUGCUGCCCGGGGAUGAAAUUAAUCAGGCCCAGGUUUCUUCAGCCAUCAACCACAACGAGUUUAUCUGUGGGGUGUGCAACUGCUCUAAGGAAAACCCAGCUUCACAGGACCACCUCAUCGCUAACUGUGAAAACAAAAGCUUGCAUGCAAUUCCUGCAGAACUUCCAGUUGAUUUGUGGUCUCUGCGUUUAUCGUACAAUAAAAUUAAUUCACUGUCCACGUCUGACAUUCUAUAUUAUCAGAAAAUGGAGCAUGUUGUUAUGUCUUACUGUGAAAUUAAUAAAGUAACUAGUAACACACCCGUACACAAUGUGACAUCAUCAUUGCUACUCGUUGAUCUGUCCGUAAACAAUAUUCAAUCCAUUAAAGAUGGCUGCUUCAAGUUAUUGCCAAAACUCAGAACACUUUUACUGAACAAAAACAAAUUGGAUAGGAUCACCAACAACACACUUCAGGGUCUUACAGAACUAACGCGCUUAGAUGUGUCGACCAACAAUAUUAAAUACAUCGAGUACGGCGCAUUCCAACACACAACACAUCUGACAUUCUUAAACCUAAGCCACAACAUUGUGUACGGUUACACCUGGAAGGUUUUACCACCAGAUUUGUUCGAGCCUUUAAGAGAGUUGAAAGUAAUCGAUCUUCAGUACAUAGCCCGUGGCGAGCUCAAUUAUCCGAACAAGGCUUUGGGAAUGUUGACUAACCUGGAGCAGCUCUACAUUGACGGUCUGGGAAAUGACGUGGAGUUUGGACCCCAGUUACAAACAUUACCUUAUUCAAAGUUAAAUCUCACGUUGUUGUCUCUUAUGUUUUUGGAUAACUACGAUCUGUACACAGCUUUUGAUGACUUACAAGGGCUUCAGUAUUCGUCACUUAAAUCUCUCAACUUCAUCCAUUUGUAUCAAUACACUUAUCCAUGUCGUUAUCUCAACGCGGCACAAGCCAAAUAUAUAAGAAACAUCGCACUCGAUGAACUUGACCUGUCAUUUAAUAGACUUGCUCUGUUAGGCGAAGAUUUUCUGCAACUUCUGCCGACCUCGCUGAAGAAGCUUGUGUUGAGACAAAACCAGCUUACAUUAAAAGGUUUCAAUUUAAACAACAUUGUCAACUUGCAUAAUUUGAUAAACCUUGAUCUCUCUGAGCAAAACACGUUGGCUGUUUUACACUCAACAAGUUAUUCGGAAGAACGCACCCAGAGCUUUGAAAUAGAAAAACCAAAAUUCAAUGCAAGUUCUUCUACUAGUCCCGCAGUUAGUGAUGUUGAAAUAUGUGCUAAACCUUUAAUGCCAACAAGCUUCAGUUUGACCUCAACAUACGACGUGAAUGUCCCCCUACUCAAAAUUCCAUCAAGCCUUCAAGUUCUUAAUGCCUCCCAGUACAGCAGUUUUGGAACCGUUAUAUUAAUUCGCCAUCUGAAAAAUAGCCUGAGGGAAAUUGAUCUUUCUGAUAGUCUCCUAACAACCUGGGGACAUGGUUUUCUACCUGCAACUAUUCAAAUAGUUAAAUUAAGCAAAAAUUUCUGCAAGCACAUAAAACCUCAAUUUUUCCCCAAAAAUAAUUCAGUAAGAUUCCUUGACCUAUCAGACAACUCUUUGGGUUCAGAUUUUGCAGCAGACGUCAACGGCACCCUUUUUUCGACCCUGACAAACGCCGUUGAAUUGGACAUUUCUCGUAACCUGAUUUACAAACUCUCUCGACAAUUCUUUCGUGGCCUGAAGCAUCUCGUCUCUCUGAGACUCUCAGAAAACAAACUCCAGACACUCAACUCGUCAUUUGCCCACAUGAAACAUCUCCGCCUUCUUGACCUCAGUAAAAACUCCAUUGUUUGGAUUGACAAGAGAGUUCGUGAUGAACUAGAUGGAAUUGGCGAGAAGCUUUCGAUAGACUUGACCUCUAACCCCUUGUCCUGCACGUGCUCUUCCUUGGAGCAGAUAGUUUGGAUGAUGAAGACGAAGAUAACAUUGUUAAACGAAGACUACCUUUAUUGCACAUUCGACGACGGCGUUGACAGACCGAUAGGAAACCUCCAGAAGCGAGUUCAGUCCCUCCAGAGAAUGUGCGCCUCAAAAGCUUUAGUCAUUGUGGUUUGUGUUGCUCUAAUCUGCUUGCUUGGCACCGUGGCGGGAUUUGUCGUCAUCUACCGCAACAGAUGGAAGCUCCGUUACAUCAGGAACAUCGCUGUGGCUAAACUGGUUGGGUUUGAACCAAACGGCGCUAACGAGGAAGGCUUUCGUUUCGAUGCUUAUAUUUUGUACACAGAAACCACACGUAACUUUGUGGUCAAUGAUUGCCUUAGAGAGCUAGAACAGAAAAGGGGACAUAAGCUCUGUAUCGCAGACCGCAAUUUUCUGCCUGGAACCCUCAUCAUCUCCGAUAUCGUCAGCGCCGUUCAAAACAGUUCAAAAACCGUGCCGGUCUCCGAGCCAGGCUUCUACGCGGAUGACGAAUAUUCGGAAUACUCGGUCAAGAUGGCGAUCAUGGAGGAGGUGUUCAAAACGAGGCAGGUUCUGCACGUGCUAGUACUUGAACCAACACCAGCAGAGGAUAUGCCUGUAGAUUUACUUGUAGCCAUGAAAAGAAAUAGCUACACGGAGUUUCCCCCAGCGGAUGAAAGAAACGAAGAAAUACUGGAGCAUUUCUGGGACCAGCUUUCACUGGCGAUAGGCCACACGGCAAACAACUAG